Molecule: messenger RNA, 4678 nt
Organism: Xenopus tropicalis (tropical clawed frog)
Lineage: Eukaryota; Metazoa; Chordata; Amphibia; Anura; Pipidae
Gene: gpr150
Product: G protein-coupled receptor 150
Exons: 1
Coding region: 1214-2491 (425 amino acids)
Biological process (GO): G protein-coupled receptor signaling pathway; signal transduction
Cellular component (GO): membrane
Molecular function (GO): G protein-coupled receptor activity
Source: RefSeq, a predicted model, not a curated record
AUGCAUAAGGGUAAGAACCCACGGAGCAGUUCAGUCUCCUGCGAUAGAUCUCUGCUGUCUUUCCACCGGCGAUGCUUAUUGUUGCCAGUAUAAAGCCAUUUUGAAGUGAUUAGUUGCUCUUUUUCUUGUUUUCCGAAGUCGCACAAAGCUGCCUGCUGGAGGAAACUUUGCACGACUUUGGAUUACCGGCACCCCACUAGGUAAUAUCUUGCCACCAGGUUUGGUCUCUACAGUGAGCACUGGUUAUGGCCAAACUUGGUUAUCUUUUAAAGGUACUUAUAGGUGUGGGGCUUUAUCGUGUCAAACCUUAAUGUGGGAACUGAAUUUAGCUCUAAUGUUACAGGUUUGACUUACCAGAACAUGUUGUGACUGCAAAACCAAAUGUGUGAUUUAUUUUUUAGAAUGUAAAUGGUGUUCAAAACAAUAUGUAGGAUAUGCCACCCAUUGCUCAUGUGUCAGAGUGAAAGACUACAUUGAUGUAAUAGAAAAAGGUGAUGGCAGGUCCCCCAUAGGGAGAUAUUUUAAAAUAUGUUCUACAAAAGGAAUAGGUGACUUUAGUUUGAAAACCAUCACAAGUACUAAUUCCAUUAAGAAAGGGAGAUUUUAUGCACCCCCUUAAUUUAUGGGAAGUUUAUUUAAUCCCUUAAAAGGUUAAAAUCCAAUACAAGAUAUGAUAUUAAUUAUCUUUAUUGAUAUCAGUGUCUUAAUAGCAAUUUAAGAUUAUACUUAACAAGAUUUUUUAUAUUUAUAUGGAAAGGUCAGUCUAGAAAUAAUGCACAUGAAAAUGUAUAUUUCUUAAUCCUUGUUUUUAUCCUGAAGUGAGGUUUUUAACAAAUAAAAAAAAAACUUUUAUUUUAUUGAUUGUUGGAAGAGAAAUUGUACUGAUUUGUAACCACCAGAGGUCUCUGUAGUGUUGGCUAUUUAAACUUCAUUGUUAUAAGCCUAUGGUUAAGGGUUAACAAAGCCAAAUAGCGCCAGGCUUGUGUUCUGGUGUGAAAGCUCUGAAUAAAGAAGCUGUUCCUUAAGAUCCGGAAUGCAGUCCUCUCCCCUUUAGGAUGAUUGAUUGCUGCUGGGGGGAGAGCUUCUGAUUGAAAACCAGUGAGACUGAGAAGAGCAGUGCUGCAUCUGAGGAACAGGAGUAUUAAGCUGCUUUGGGUGAGUUUGAGUGACUUUUUCAGUUGUUGAGUACCGGAGCAACAGGCACUGGCUGGAGAUGGAUGAGCUUUUGCUUUAUGGAAUGAGUUCCACCGAGCUCAACACCUCAGUGACUGAGAGCGGUCUGCCGCCAAAACGUGCUCCCAGCAGCAGCUCCUCAGUACAGCAGAGCCAGGCUGCGGAGUCCCCUCUCUACAACAGGCAGCUGCGAUUAAUCACAAUGAGUGUUAUCUUUGCUGUGGCACUGGUGGGCAAUGUAGUUGUCCUGUACAAAAUCUGCAGUGGCAAGGACAAGAAAAGGAAGAUUAACUUCCUCAUCACACAGCUGGCUCUGGCAGACCUCUAUGUGUCAGUAAUGUCUCUGCUGUCUCAAAUAGUCUGGGAGCUGCUGGAGGAUGAGUGGCUGGUGGGCGAUUUAGGCUGCAGGAUCUUUAAAGUAUUCCAAGUUUCAGGGUUGAUGGCAUCUUCAAAUAUAAUUGCUAUAGUGGCCCUGGAGCGGCACCAUGUUAUUAUGAACCCCCUAAGCACUCCUCUGCCAACUCGAUCAAUGGCAGCUUUUGGAUGGAUGUUUGCAUUUCUCUUGUCUGUGCCCCAGGCUUUUGUGUUCAAAGCUGCUUACACUGGGCAGGGCAACAGGUGUCUCAACAUCUUCGGACAGUUGCCCAAGUGGCACCUGCAGGUGUACAUAAUCUACUGUUCGCUCAUAGUUUUCAUCUUGCCUUUCUGCAUCCUGUGUGUUGCAUACACUCGCAUUCUUUGGGUCAUUUGGAAAAGGGGCAAAGCCUGCAAGACCUCCAGGCACCACAACGGAAUGUGCAAAGUCCAAGAAAAUCAUACAGAAUUUAAGCGGCGAUCGCUGAGGCUGACAGCUACAAACAGCUGCAUUCCCAGAGCCAAGCUGAAGACCCUUAAGAUGACUUUGGUCAUCAUCAUUCUGUUCAUAGUGUGCGGACUCCCUUACUUCAUUGUGGAAUUAAAGGUGGCAUUUGCAACCAUUACUGGGCUAGAUGAGAAGGUCAUGGCAGUGUUGGGCAUCUUUGUAGUCACUAACAGUGCAGUUAACCCUUAUGUCUAUCUGUUCUUCAAAACCAACAACAUGUUUCUGAGAAGGUUAGAAAAAAAAGUGUGCUUCUCCUGCUGCCUAAAGGAGCACAGAGAGAUCACCUUCUGCAGGGAGCUCUCACCUCCCCACUCACCGCCCCCAAAGAAAGAGCCCCCCAGCACCAGCACAUCGGAGAUGGAUGUAUCUUCUGCCCAGCGACGAUCCUUGUCCCAUGAGCAUCCUGAGGCACAGGGAGAAAAGGGCACUGAUUCCAUAUGUGAGAGCCGUAUGUAAGGGACUGGCAAUUGCCCAAACCUGCACUGCACUUCUAUGCACAAAUGUGAUCUAGUUCCCUCGGCUUUACUCUGCAGGCUGCCCUGAGAAUUUCUUUGCUACAUAUUCAGCCUUAUCACUUUGCUUUCCCACCAAUCCCUGCACCUUUCCUUUAUUACAAUCUACUCAAAUACACAUACCACCUGUCUACUCACCCACAAGUCCCUGCACCCUACUCUCCCUAUACAUUCGUCUGUUCUCUCACAUAUCACUGAAAUCGUCUGUCCCUAUACAUCCUAUUUUCUCCUCUCUCAGAUCGCUGAAACUUUCUCUCUACAGACUACUACUGAUCUACACAUCUUACUCUAUCACACAGAACCUGAACCUAUUUUCUCUACAGACUGCUGGAAUUCACAUUCCCUUGCUCUGCCCUUUCACAGAUCUUUGCACUAUUCUCUCCCUACAGGCUACGGACCUGCACAUUUCACUUGUUUCCUCUCCCUCAAGCCCCUUCAUUCUUCCUUACAUACACAAUUCUCUUUUUUGCUCUCACUCAGGUCCAUGAACUCUUCAUUUAGGCUACUACUGAUCUACACUUCCCCAUCUCUUUUGUCUCACAGAUCUAUGCACUCUUCUUUCCCUGUCACACUUUCUCUCACUUUCUAAAAUGCCCUUAGAGCCAUCCUUCCCUCCACAUUCUUAUUCUUUGCCCUCACAGAUCCCCACACCCUUCUCUCUCCCUAUGGUUUACACAUUCCCUUUCUAUCCCCCCCCCCCCCAGAUUAAGUUGAUGAUAAUGCUCAUACUACACAACUACUUUACUUUGCCAUUUAUAGUAUACAUGACUCAUGCAAUAAACUGUACCUUGUAGUAUACUGCUAGAGAAACUAUACAUAAAAGCAACAGAUUGUCAGUCUAUAAUGUAUUUUAUGUAUGUAUUUCCUCAAGGGUCAUUUACUUAACUCACCUGAUAUUUUUGAAGAAGAAAAGCCCCGUUUUUUUAAUUUACAGUGUGUAUGCCACCUGCUACUACUCAAGAGAUACAUUUGGUGGUGGUACUGGCUCUAUGAUCUUGAGCCCCCAGUAUACUAUUUAAUUAGAUGCUAUGUUAGCAGAUAGCAUUACCCCUGUAAUUUGGUGUGCAAACAAUAACAGAACAGGAUACUGACAAGUGACAGCUUAUGUGACAUUGAUAGCUUUUUGAGUGGAAGUUUUUGUGUAGUACAAUCUGUUGUUGCUUUGCACUCUUUAUUGUAUUGUGUGUUUCACUGAUAGAUGUUGCAAAGGGACACACAGCAAGAGGCUACCAUUGAUGUAUAUUGUACUUUUUUGUGACAGUGACAUUUCUUAGUAAUGUAGAUUAUAGAGUACAGUAGAGAGAUGAACGCUGUGACUCCCCACCUGCUGCUAGAAUGAUUAUAGAAGGAUGCAACAGUGAGAUGGAGCUUUGAGAUUUAUUAUCUUUUACAUGACCAAAUCAAUAGACUCACAAAGGAUCAUGAAGUCACUAAGGCAAGUAAAGCUAGUAGUCACAGUAUUUUCAAAGUUUGUACAAUCAUUAUAUAAUAGAAAAAGACUUAAUGGGUCAUUUACAACUUUGCAGGGUAUAACAUGCAAAAACGUGCAAUCUGUAAUUUUUAGCACUUUGUAUUUUGCUUUUUUCCCUUGGGGAUGUUCCACAGGUCUCUGUGGUCUUUUGUAGUGCAGAAACCUGUGGCCAGCCUCAUGAACAAAGUGCUGCCUCUCAUUGGCUGCCUUGUAUUCAAGGGGGCAGGAGGUGGGAUGCACAUAGGCAACCCCUGCCUGCCCCCUAGCUUGGAUUUCACUCAGAUGCACAAGUUAUGGAGUGGCUGAGGUUACUAUGGGGCCUUGGGCUCUCCUGCACUGUACUCUAAAUUCAUGUAGGAUUUUUUAUCCUGUGGAAGAUGCAGAGCACAGCCAAUUCCCAGGCAGAAGUACUCCAUGCAUGAGUGCUGAGGGCAAGGGCACACCAAGCAGACUGACCACUUUCCUCCACAGGUGGUUUUUACAGACGCAGAGGAAAGUAGAUCCACUCUUAAGCGCACACCUCUGUAGCUCCAUUGACAGGCCAGGCGUCGGCCAGUGUGGAGCUACACAUAGCACAAAUCAGCAUAAGAACACAGUAUAUUUAUCAAGCUGUGUAAAAAGUGGAGUGAAACAUUACUGGUGAUGUUGCCCAGGGCAACC